This is a messenger RNA of Acyrthosiphon pisum (pea aphid), 935 nucleotides long. Its product is annotated as lysosomal alpha-glucosidase-like. NCBI's taxonomy places the organism in Eukaryota, Metazoa, Arthropoda, Insecta, Hemiptera, Aphididae. The transcript has 2 exons. The coding region runs from base 414 to 935 and encodes 173 amino acids. The record is from RefSeq and is a predicted model, not a curated record.
AACGACGUCAUAGCUAUGAUCCAUUCGUUAUUCGUAGUUUUUUUGAAUUUUAAAAACUUAAAAUAAUAAUUUAUACAUAUCCCUACCUAUUUAAUAUUUUCUUUUUUUAUUUUUGUUAUUCAUCCAAAUCGUUGAACCUAGAAGUUAGAAUUAUCGUCUAUCAUAGAUUUGGAGACAGUUGGAAAGAAUGUUAUAUUUUGUUUGACAGACUUGUGAUUGAACAAUGGAGAUAUAGAGAUCAUAAUUUGUUUUUAAUAUAAAUCAAUGUUUUGAUAAAAGUUUUGAACUUUGAAUAGGUGUCAAAAGCAAUUAGAUUUGAGUUACAAACACAUGCACUGAUUAUAUGUAGACAUUAUAAAUAAAAUAACAAGUAAGUGUAAUUUAAUUAAACAUCAAAAGUUGUCUUAUUUACAAUGAAACGGAAAACCAAAUCCGGAAAUGCAUAUACACCAAUCAUGCUUAAAAAUUCAAUUGAUGAAGUUCCAAAAUAUAGUAAAAACACAAUUUUUUCACUACUUACCAUUCUGUUGUUGAUGUCUGUUUUAAUAUAUCUACAUAUGAGUGACAGUGAAAACAUAUUAGAAAAUAGUAAAAUUUUAAGCAGAUAUCUUAAACAAAAGAUUAAUAUUGGUUCUAAUCAUGGAGUUAAUAAUUACUGUACUGUAACUUCGGAUGAAUAUAAAUUUGAUUGUUUUCCGAGAGGGAAAGCUGAUAAGGAAAGCUGUGAAAAAAGAAAUUGCUGUUGGUCACCUAGUACUCCAAAUUCUCAAAUACCAUGGUGUUAUUAUUCUUCAAAUUAUAGUAAUUACAAAGUAAUUAAUGUGACUGAAUCCAGAAAUGAAAUAACAGCAUUUUUUAACAUAACGACAAACACCAUUUAUAAAAAUGACAUCAAAGUAUUGUGCAUGGAUAUUUCAUUUCAAACGGCACCAUAG